Polistes canadensis is the source of this 1044-nucleotide messenger RNA. RefSeq lists its product as uncharacterized. The transcript is spliced from 3 exons. Bases 479 to 967 code for a protein of 162 amino acids. The record is from RefSeq and is a predicted model, not a curated record. Lineage: Eukaryota; Metazoa; Arthropoda; Insecta; Hymenoptera; Vespidae.
CUUAGUUGACUGUAUCUCUCUCUCCCCCUCCAACUCACGUCGCUCGUCAGCUCGUCCCGCACGCGUGGUCGAGUUUAGUUAGCCGCGCGUACUCGAGGCAUUCGUCGUCUUUCUUUACAUCGUUGUUAUCGUAUUCCUCACGUCGUAAGCCGGACGAGAAGUGCGCACGUCGAUAAAUAAGGAAAUAAUACAAGAGGGGGGAGAGGAAAUUGACUCGUGAUAUUAUCGUUGUGAAUUUAAUUCGUCGUAUCAAACACACACACACAUAUAUAUUCGUUUUCUUUUUGUUUAUUAUGUGAUAUAAGUUACGACGAUUCGAGUAACUCAAGCCAAUUCGUCGUAGUGUUUGGAAAAACCCAAGAGAAAAAAAAACGAAAAAAAAUUCCAAAAUUAGAGAAGGAAAGAAAAAGAAAGAAACUUAAACGAUAGCACAACAAGGAGGAGGAAAAACCGGUGGUGUUGCGCUUCAAGUGGAAAAAUGCGAAGGGGACGAAGCGUCUCGUUACGCCGCCUCCUCGUAGUCGUGGCUCUGCUAUCUCUUUCUGCGGUUGCUUAUGGUUUGGCAGGUAACGACACCAAACGACCAAGGCCGUGCAAUUCUUCGGACGCGGAUGUAUCGUGCGGCGAGAAUCAAAGAUGCAUGGAAGAAAAGAAGAAUGAACGAAUAGAAGGGGUGUGCCAAUGCUUACAAGGUUACGAGUUCGCAGAGGAUGAUGAGUGCAGGCCUAGUGUAUCGCAAAUUCCAGUCAAUUCGCCAACUGUUAAACCAGAUCAGACAGAAGAAUCAGGAGGUAGUUCAGUAGCUGGCCUCUUGAUACCAACCUUUCUCAUAAUAAUCGCUGUCGUAUUAUAUUUCGGUGCAAGACGGUACAGAUGGGUCCAACGAUUUCGACAAUACGGACAAAAUUACGGCAACGUCCUAGUCACAAGAGAUGACGAUGACGAUGAUGAUCCUCCGAUAGCGUAAGAAGAGACGAAAAAUGCUUAGAAGAUAAGAAAAAGAAGAAUAAGAAAAGAAUAUAUGUAUAAAAAGAAGAGAAAAAA